CAUAGCACGAAACGCACGUACACUUGCAGUUGCAGCAGCUAGCUAUCUCGAGUGCUCAGUAUACUAGCUAGACACAAAGAUCGAGAUCCAAGAGCAGUGGUAGUACUAGUUAAGAAGGAAGAAGAUGCCACAGACGCCGUCGACCCGUUGGUGCCCCACGCCGGAGCAGCUGAUGAUCCUGGAGGAGAUGUACCGGAGCGGCGUGCGGACGCCCAACGCGGCGGAGAUCCAGCAGAUCACGGCGCACCUCGCCUACUACGGCCGCAUCGAGGGCAAGAACGUCUUCUACUGGUUCCAGAACCACAAGGCGCGCGAGCGACAGAGACUCCGUCGCCGCCUCUGCGCCCGCCACCAGCAGCAACCCUCCUCGCCCGCCGCUCCUCCUCCUCCUUCUUUUAUUAAUACUAGCGCUGCCGGCGCCGGCAAUGCUACUGGUGCUGCCGCGGGCUUGAACGCGAUGCACCCUGCGGUGAUGCAGCUGCACCAUCACCACCACCCAUACGCUACCAGCUGCUUCGUGGCGCCUCAUCAGGGCACCUACAUGCAGCAGGACACAACAGCGGCCGCAGGAGCUCUUCCAGUUUCAGGGUUGGAGUUUGCAGGCAAGACUAGCCAGCAGCAAGAAUGGACAACGCAGCAGCACAUGAUGAUGCAGAACAACAACGUUAACAGUGUAGCAGCUGGAGGCAGCUCCGUCGCUGCCAGUGGUGGUAUGAAUAAUAUGAUUCCGCCACCGUGGCCAUGCUGCCGGCCGCUCAGAACCCUAGAGCUCUUUCCUACGAGGAGCACCGGCGGCAGCCUCAGGGACGAGUGCAGCAGCUCCAAGUCCUCCUCUUGCUCCACCUCCACGAACUAGCUUAGCCAAGCUAAUCUCUAAUGCAAUAUUAUCUCUAGCUAGUUCAUCAUCUAUGUGUUUCUGUCGUGAUGUGUGUUCUUAGUUUGAUUUUAGAGUUUUUAUGAACAUGCUCCUCUCUCUAAUCCAGUGAGCAGUUUAAAGCUUGUGUUUAGCUUGAGUAAUCUCUUAGUGUUUUCUUUCUUAAGUUGCACCCUUGAGUUCGUCAAGCCUAGUGUGUUGCUUUUUUUUUCGAUAAAGCCUAGUGUGUGUUGCUGGUUUCUGUAACAUGCAUAUGUAUGCUCCGGGCACAAGUCCACUACUUGUUAACUGUUUU
Lolium perenne is the source of this 1169-nucleotide messenger RNA. RefSeq names its product WUSCHEL-related homeobox 3. Gene Ontology annotation, molecular function: DNA binding; DNA-binding transcription factor activity. NCBI's taxonomy places the organism in Eukaryota, Viridiplantae, Streptophyta, Magnoliopsida, Poales, Poaceae. The record is from RefSeq and is a predicted model, not a curated record. Gene Ontology annotation, biological process: plant organ development.